AUGGAUCCUCCAGAUGUGGCUGCUGUCAGUGCUGUGCGCAUUCGCAGCCGGGGCAAUGUGCUGGCGUCAAUGGUGCUCGCGGCGGCGCCAAAGAGAAGCAUGGAUGGGCGAGCUUGGAACCUGGGAGGAAGAAAGGGCUCCAGCCAGGGGAGACUUAACAUCCCAGCAGGGCAAUUCCUUUCCCAGCCCACCGAGCUCGAGAGUUCGGAGAGUUCGAAGCCCUUUGAGCUCCAGGAGCAGGAAAGCGCCAAGAGGAGGGAACAGUCAGCCGAGUUCAAAGGAAUCCUCAAGCAUGUCAACGAGCAAGAGUUCCAGGCGAAGAAAAGCGUGCAACAAGCAGCCUUCAGUGCCAGAGGAAUCAAGAACGACAGAAGGCAUCAGAGGAAGACCGAGCGCAGUGGAAAAGGGAAGAACGGUCCUGAGCAUCAUGGAAAACAGCGCAAACCGAAUGAUGCAAAGCCCGGGACAAACAAGAGAAAGUUGAAGGACAUGGCGACUGCGAUAAAGUCCCCGGCGUGGAUCGCUGCUGCAAGGGCAAAAUUGAAGAACAGGUUGUUUUCAGCCUCAACCUUGGCAUCAAAGGAAUCCAAGAGGAGAAGGAUCCAAGAGAUCAUGGACAAUUGCAACAUCCGUUUGGGUGAAAACGGCAUCACCACCGACGAGUUGGUAACGAUCGCGGCCGUGCUGGGAGAAACGGCAAUAAAAAGUGCCGACCAGUACCUAGCAGAAGUGAAACUCAUGCAACUGGAGGCCGGGGUCUCUUGGACGGACGUGUUGGACAGGCAGUUGACCAUGGUUAAGAGAGCCUUAAAACGAGACACAGGUCCCGAAGAAAGAGCCAAGGAAUUCAACCCUGAGCUCAUGGACAAUGGAGCGUGGGAGACAAAGUUGCAGGUGAAGGGUUGGCCGACUAGAACGGCUUGGGCAUAUGGCUGGGCAGUGGUCUGGAUGCUCAGGUGCAUCGAGCUGGUCAACCUGCAAGCCGCAGACGUGGCCCUGGACUUUUCCACCAAGUUGGUCACCGUGAACAUCAGGAAGUCGAAAAUGGAUCAAGCCGCCCAUGGAGUGAAGCGAACGUUGAAGUGCUGCGGGAACCCUACGUGCACGAGGUUAUGUCCGUGGGGUUUAGCAAUCCGAGUUCUGUCGGAUCAUGCGAGCCCAUCCGAGACAACACCCCUCUUCCCCGACAAGGAUGGGACGCAAAUACAAAAGGUGAAGAUGGUAAAAUCAUGGAUGGACAACAUCAGCGAGGAGCUCACGGGCCACUCAGCCAGAAGAAGUGGAGCCAUGUGGUACGCUCGAAAGGGCUUACCCGUCCACGAGAUAGGGCUGUUGGGCAGGUGGAAAUCAUCGGCGGUCUUCAGGUACAUCGAAGAAGCAUUACAAGAGAUCCCGCUCAACACAAAUGUGAUGGCAACCACCACAGGCGCGCAGGACCGCCAAAUGAUAUGCCCGGGCACUCCUGUACCGGGGACACCAGUGGCAAAUGUGGCAAAGUUCCAAGAGGUACAGGAAGAUAAGGAACCUGCACCACAGACCAGAAAAGCAAAGAAACCGGCACCACCAGAACAAUGCUGGGCAGUUUCCACGGGGCGCAAAGGAAGAACAUCACACCGUGUCAGACGGGCCUCCUGGAACUUGAGCCUAGCAAGUUGGGAUACGUGGUGUGGGUGGCAUUUUGCUGAAAAGAACGUCAAGGUCACAUUAUCACCAAAACUCUUGGCCUCGACAUCACAAUGCAAAAGGUGCGAGGCAGCUUACCAGUCCCGCGACGGUGUCAAGGAUGAGGUGAGCUUGGCGUGUUGGUUGUUCCACGGGACCAGCUUUGAUGCUGCCGCAGAGAAUGACUUCCGCCUCGACUUAACUGGCUCCAACGCUGGCACGCUGUAUGGCAAAGGGAUCUACCUGGCGGAGAACGUGUUGUACUGUGAUGCUGAAACGCCAUCUCCAGAUGCCAUCCAGCGCAGUUGCCUGGCGAAGGAUGCCGCCUACGAUUCGGUUCUGGGUGACCGGCGCAAGAUCCAUGGAACUUUCAGAGAAUUUGUCCUGCAGGGUUUGGCACCUGAGAGCCACUGCAAUUCGAAGGAAGUUUAUCCGGAAUUUAUCGUGGUCUACGAGCGAAUCUUUUUCCAUGAGAGGUUUCAGGAUUCUUGGCUGCAGAAACAGCGUUACAGCUUAGUGGUCACCGUAUUAGGAGAUCUUCGGUCAAAUGGUGCAGAGAUGCAGGCCUUGUCGGCCUUGUCUCGUAGAACUGGAUCAGUGGUUGAUGUGGUUGCAGUGCAGCGGCUUUUUCAUGGACCCACGAUGGAUGAAGAGAAGGUCCUGAAGUCUUUGUGGGACCGCUAUGCAAUGCCACACCAGGGCCGCAUCGACAAGUGGCAACUUUUGGAUCUGUUGAAGGCCAUCAACCAACCACCUGAAGAUGAGGAGGCACAUCUUGUUGUCAAACUGAGAUUGGCAAUCAGCCAUGCCAUGGCGUUGAGCUUCGUACCAGCGGUAGCAGAUGCCCUUUCUCAUGUGCUUUUGUUUCCACUGUUUCCACAUUUCCACAUUGCUUCAGUUGGUAAUUGGAUGUAA
Messenger RNA from Cladocopium goreaui, 2577 nucleotides. NCBI's taxonomy places the organism in Eukaryota, Dinophyceae, Suessiales, Symbiodiniaceae. The record is from the annotation of a GenBank genome assembly.